Messenger RNA from Ceratitis capitata (Mediterranean fruit fly), 1143 nucleotides. Its product is annotated as parkin coregulated gene protein homolog. The transcript has 6 exons. Lineage: Eukaryota; Metazoa; Arthropoda; Insecta; Diptera; Tephritidae. The record is from RefSeq and is a predicted model, not a curated record. Gene Ontology annotation, molecular function: Hsp70 protein binding; Hsp90 protein binding. Bases 168 to 932 code for a protein of 254 amino acids.
AGAACUACUAAUUUUGAAAAGAGCCAAAACAAAAUUAAAAUAAUUGUCAGAAAGCUUUUUUUUAUGCAUGGGACAGAAAUUUUCAUUUUGGGAAAUAUAGUAUUACGAUUCUUUUAAAUACACGACAGUCUGAAUAGCGCUAGAAAGUGACUGAGAAGACGUGAAUAAUGCAUAUAACGGGAAAGGAGUGUCGAACUUUUUUGAUUCAGAGAAAAAAUUUGCCUCUUCGCAUAGUUCCUGCAUUUACCUAUCAAGCUCUGCAGAAGAAUACAGUUGUAGAACCACCACCAAAAAUCUAUAUAUACAAGAAACGUCCGGUUAAAGAAACUCUUUUUAAAAUGUAUUUUCGUCGUGGUGACAUACCGGCGGCUAAAAGAAUUAAAGGCAGCGGAAAGGGUACUAAUGGAAGUGUGAAAUGGUUUUGUGACCCAAAAGAACUUGAUUACUGUUAUUAUUUACCAAUUUUUGUGGAUGGUCUCGCUGAUACUGAUAUCGACAUACGCUCAUUAGCACAAGAAGCUGCCAUGGACUUGAUACUAAAAGCUCCACAUAAAAUUUUGCCGGUUCUACCGAAACUAAUUCUUCCUUUCAAGAGAGCAUUUAAUACUAGAGAUAAACGUAUAAUAAUUUCAGCAUUAAAAGUCUUGCAGACUAUGGUUUUGGUUGGACCUUGUGUGGGUCAAGCUCUAGUACCAUACUAUCGUCAACUUUUGGCUGUUUGCAAUUUAUACAAAAAUAUUAAUGUUAAUCUCGGCUCUGGUGUUGAUCCUGAUCGUAGUCGGCGUAUCGGCGAUGUUAUCGAAGAUACAUUAUCUUUGCUGGAAACGUGUGGAGGUCCCAAUGCGUUCAUCAAUAUAAAAUAUAUGAUUCCCACAUACGAAAGUAGCACUCAUCCAAUAUGUGAUCCUUCGGGUGGAAAACUUGCUUCAUAGAUCAUAAAUUCUCAGUAUCGAUAGUACUAUAUAAGAUAUUUUAAGAGAGAGUAUGAGUUAACUCAUUUGUGCAAUUUUUUUUAUAAUGCUAUUUAAUGCUGGCAUAAAUAUUACAUAUUAAUGAACAGUCUUAAGGAAUAUUAUAUUUUGUACAAAUAUUUGAUGCUCUAAUUAAAAUGAUUAAAAAUAUUAAUUAUUAUAUUGAAGAAGA